Coccinella septempunctata (seven-spotted ladybird) is the source of this 2829-nucleotide messenger RNA. Its product is annotated as kinesin-like protein KIF23. NCBI's taxonomy places the organism in Eukaryota, Metazoa, Arthropoda, Insecta, Coleoptera, Coccinellidae. The coding region runs from base 78 to 2504 and encodes 808 amino acids. The record is from RefSeq and is a predicted model, not a curated record. Gene Ontology annotation, biological process: microtubule-based movement. Gene Ontology annotation, molecular function: ATP hydrolysis activity; ATP binding; microtubule motor activity. The transcript has a single exon. Gene Ontology annotation, cellular component: nucleus; microtubule; kinesin complex.
UUAUUCUAUGAUUCUUAAAUUCAAAUAAAAAACGUUAACAGCAGUCUGAAAAUAAAUGCUCAAAAAUAGCGAGAAAAAUGAAUACACCAUACAAGUCGACACCGUAUGCCUCAAGAAAACUAAGGAAGGAGAAAACAACCCUUUCUGAUGGAAGUUCAGACAGUGUUAAAGAGCCGGUUCGUGUAUUUUGCAGAUUACGUCCUUUGAAAGACGAUGAAAGUGACGAGUCCUGCAUUACGUUGGUUUCCCCGACGGUAUUGUCACUCAACUCUCCCGUUGAUCCCAAGUAUUUACCUCAAAGAGAGCUACACUGUCAGUUCAAACAAAUUUUCACGUCUUAUGCCACCCAAAAGGAAGUGUUUGAGUUUGUGGCAAUGCCUCUACUUCAAGAUUUAUUCAAGGGUAAAAAUGCGUUAUUGUUAAGCUACGGCGUGACUGGUUCAGGCAAGACCUAUACUCUAUCUGGUGAAUCUAAUAACCCAGGGAUAAUGCCUAGAAGUAUCGACACCAUUUUCAAUACAAUCGAAGAACUUCAAGCACCAAAGUUCACCAUUAAACCUGAUAAAAUGAAUGGUUUCUUGAUUCAGUCUGAAGACGAGGCAGCUCAAGAGAGACUUUUAGAAAAUAAACUUGGAUCUAAGACUCUAAAAGGUAAAAAUACCAGAAGAGGCAUGGGUGAUCAACCUCAGUAUGUUAACGAUGGAACAAGGAUAUCUGAUAUCGAUGAAAGUUGCUCCUAUGCGGUCUUUGUCAGUUAUAUAGAAAUAUAUAACAACACUGUUUAUGAUCUACUAGAGGAAUCAAACACUAAGAGUUUGCAACCUAAGAUAUUGAGGGAAGAUACGCAGAAAAAUAUGUAUAUCAUUGGAGUCACUGAAGUUGAAGUGAAAUCUGCCGAUGAAGCUUUUGAAGUUCUUAGUAUUGGACAAAAGAAGAAGAGAAUGGGACAUACUCUACUCAAUUCUGAAUCUAGUCGUUCUCAUUCUGUGUUCAAUAUUCGUUUGGUUCAGAUGGAACAAGUAGCUCACAAUAGCAAAGGUAUGGAGGUCGUACCUGAUUCUAACCUCAUAAGGGUAUCUCAGUUAAGUUUAGUUGAUUUGGCUGGCUCUGAAAGAACAAAUCGUACUCAAACCACAGGAAUGAGAUUGAAAGAGGCUGGUAGGAUCAACAAUUCACUCAUGUGCUUGAGGAACUGCUUGGAAGUUCUAAGGGAAAACCAACUCACAGGUUCCAAUAAGUUAGUGCCCUACCGGGACAGCAGAUUAACUUUCCUCUUCAAGAACUUCUUCGAAGGAUAUGGUAAGGUAGAAAUGAUUGUUUGCGUUAAUCCGUCCAUUCAUGAUUACGAGGAGAAUUUGCAAGUAAUGAAGUUCGCUGAGAUGACCCAAGACGUCAAAAUUAAGAGGAACGAAUACAAAGGUACCCCCAUUCCUCGUAAAACACCGAAGAAAAUUUUCAACACAAACACACCUGCAUCUGCAAGUAAAAUCAAAGCGACUUCCGCAUUCACUCUACCGAAAAUACCGACCUACAGCUUCGAACCUGAUAAUUUCGACGAGAUGGGUGAGAAAAUCGAGCAAAUCGGUAAAAUUCUGAAACUGAGAAGUUCAAGGAUGGAGAAUUAUUUCUGCGAAUUGAAUAAUAAAGAGAAGAAUUUCAGGAAGAGGCUGUGCGGGUUGAAUGAGAGUAACGUGUUGAACAUUUCGGAAAUGAAGAGUUUAAAAACAAUAAUUAAGAGAAAUAAGGAGGAAACUUACAACUUGAAGAAUAAAAUCGUAGAUCUGGAGACUGUCAACGAUAGUCUGGCGUCCAAAAACGAAGAACUUCAAGACGUUAUCAGAUCUUUGAAACGAACCAUAGAUGAGAAAGACUUGAAGAUUAACCAAAAAAUCCUGGAGAAAGAGAAAGUUAAGCAAAAGUUCGUUAUAGCAAACGAGAAAAUGUCUCAAGAAUUAGAUAGCAAGCUGAGAAAACAAAGGGAGCAUCUGCAGGCUUCUAUGAAAGCCAAAGAUAAUAAGUUGAAACGAGUGAGAGAAAUUUUGGAGAGCGACGAAGCCUUCGAAGCACGAUCUGAACAAGGGGAGAAGGAAAAAGAAGUAGAGUCUCCACCACGUGAAAUACAGCCGGUAUCUUCUCCUCCAAUAUGUGAUAUACAAACAAGCAAUAGGAGAAACAUUCAAACUCCUGGUGGGAGACAUAGACGUUCAAGAUCUGCCGGAGAAGUGUGGUUGGAGCACAACUCGAUCAAACCUGUACCACUUGGCACCGUUUUGCAGCCUUCAGUGAAAAAACGUAAGUCGCUGACGAAGUUAACCAAAGCCAGCGAUAUAACCAACCCUAAUCAGAGUAAAUACUGCCUGAUCGCUCAAGAUCAAGAUACCGAAGGUGAGAUCGAAACUAAGGUAUAUAAAGGGGAUAUUGUACCGACUUGUGGCGGAGGCGCCCAAGUCAUCUUCAACGAUGUAGAACUAUUGAAGCAGAAAAGUCCAACAGCAACUCCGUGAUGUGUUGAGUUACCUCCAAAGUUCUUCCUUCUUUUUCGUUAUAUUAUUGUGUAAUAGGUUAUGGCUUUAGUUUUGUUUUUUAUUUGACAUGGAAAGUUUUUAUAUUUAUGAAUUCAUUCAUUCUGGAACGUUUGAAUUAUAUUUAUCCAUAAGCUGUCAAUUUACGGCUGAGUUUCAAAUGACUUGGAAAAAGUUCUUAUAUCAAGGUUUUCUUGGAGAAGCAUGUGAUAAUUUUGGGUACGAAACGUACUUUAUUCUGAAGAGAAAAUUUAUUUAUUUUCAUCAGGUUUUGGAACUGAUAAAACAAAUAUAUUCAUACAUUUUC